CUAAACUCCAAGGAUAAUAUUCCAAGAUGGCGCACAAAUAUGACUUACUUCUCGUAAAAACCCAGACAGACGACAAGAAACGCCAUCAACCAUGGUACAGAGAACGACUGAAUAAUAAGUACAUUAAACCAAGAAAGACAAGGGGUAAAUCAGACAUAUUAGAUGGGUCUCAAUGGACGUUCCUCCAGAAAGGUAGUGAUGAUUUUAGAGAUGGUCUUCCUCCAGAGGCCUUUUACAACUAUGUAAAAAGAGAUGAUCUGGGAUUUGGUCCAACCAUUACCAGCUCACAAGAUAGUCUAGAAAGAAAUAUACCAAAGAAGUUUACAAAAACAGAAGCUAUAUAUUCCAAGGCAUUACCUUUACAGCAACAGAGGAGAGAGCAUGUAGAAGAUAUAGAAUAUAACUUAACGCAACACCCUUUAGCCUUGUAUUCUCAUCUUGAAGAGUCUUUACCUCCUGAUGUAUUUGAAGAUGUAGUAGAAGUAUUGGAUCCAGAGAUGAAUAUUGAUAGUGACGCAGGGGAAGAUUCCCUUGAGGAGUCACCUGAACCAAGUGUUGUGGGAAGUGAGAAGCAGCCAUCAAUACGAGAAAGUCAGUCUGCAAAGAGCGUGGAUUCUGGAAAACCAAGUAUACAAGGUGAGACAGAAGAAAAAGAAGGGAAGGCAGUGUAUAAAUGGUUACCAAGACAAGAAGAAGUACAAAAAGAAGAAAGAAAUAAAGCCAGCAGAAAGAAACCUGAUUCUCCUUCAUCAGAUACUCAAAUUCAAGAUGUAACAAGAGAAUUUUGUAGCUGGGUUGCAGGCCUUGGUGGUGAAAGUAAUAAUAUUGAGGAGUCAACAGUGAUGUCGCUAUUUGCAAGUGGAUAUGAAACAAAGCCUGCAUUAUCAGUUCCUAUUCAUGUGGUAGAACUAACCAAUGUACCACCAGAACUAAGGGUCAAUACUGGAUCACCAACCACUAAAACAACUGAAGCUAAACCAUCAGUAAAGGAUACUAUAGAUGGCAGGGGAGGCCAAAAGUACACUCCCAGUUGGGUAAAAGUCAAGUAUGGUGCUUGGUACUUAAGUCCUAAGGCAUGGAAAUCAAGACCAAAAGAUGAACCAUUACAAGACCCUAAAGAACAACAGGACAAGACUUUAUCAGAAGCCAAGAAAAAGAGCCAAAAACUGGACAAUGUCCUUGCUACGAUGCAUGGUGCAAAAGCAUUUAAGGACUUUGUAAACAAGAAGAGUACAAGACUACCAGAGUUCUUACACUCUGUAGAACAACGAAACACUCAGCAAAACCAGAUAGAGAAUCUGCUACGAGAAGUUAGCAAUAAAUCACCAGAGAUGACAGAGAAAAGAAGAUCCCAUGCCAACAUACACACACAUAGUUAACAAGUCACACCCUUGAAUUAGAUAUUUUAUUUAUUUGUAUAACAAAUGUAAAUAUAAUUGGUGUCCUUCAAUGCAUCAAGCAAGAGUAUUUCAUAUUUUUAUUGUGAAUUGUACUUCUGUUUAGUCAGAGGGGAAAAAACAGUAUGGUCCUGUAAAGUGUCAUAGAAAUAUAUCAAGUGAAUUAA
Molecule: messenger RNA, 1564 nt
Organism: Actinia tenebrosa (Australian red waratah sea anemone)
Lineage: Eukaryota; Metazoa; Cnidaria; Anthozoa; Actiniaria; Actiniidae
Product: protein FAM47E
Biological process (GO): transcription initiation-coupled chromatin remodeling
Cellular component (GO): chromatin
Source: RefSeq, a predicted model, not a curated record